GUUGGCUUCAGUUGUGCUCGCAGCUUGCCGCGUGUUCUCGUCCUCUUUGUGUUUUCGCUGUCGUUUGUCGUCUUUGCCGUCGCCUGAGUCAGCGUGGCGUAUGCUCAAUUUGAUCAGUAAUUAAGAUGCUGCAUUUGCCGCUAAUCGAGUGAGUGCGCAGUCGAGUCAAUGCCAAAAAUAUUAAGUGCCAUAUGAAUACACACAAAGGUGACGCCUAAGGGCUGGCGGGUUGACGGGCUGACGGUUUGAAGGUUGACGGGUUGACAGGCAACGGUUGGCGCCUCAAGCGUGUGUUUGGCAAUCGCAAGUUUUUGCCGCGCCAAGUGAAUUUCAACAAUAACAACAACAACAAAAACUUAUCCAAGCUGUAAUCAGUUUUGUCUUGCUGUGUGUGCGUGUGUUUGAGCAUGCGUAGCUCGCACGCAUGUGUGCGUAUGUCAGCGUGUGUAAUCCAAGAAAAUCUGUCACGUGCUUCGUAUAUCUCUUUGUGCAACUCCACACGCAACGUACUUAUUGAAUAAAAUAAAAGAUAAAUGCGCCCGAAAUAAACACAAAUCCAAAGGAUACGAAAUUGGCCCCAACCUGACAGAUGUUGUUUUUCAGCUGGAAUAACAACUCGUCCGCGUGGAUCAAUGUGUGCGGUCUUCGGAGUGUGAAGAACUAAAGAAAGACUUACUUACAGUGCAGCCAGUGGAGAGCUCAUAAAACUAAAAGAGACAAAAUAGAAGACAAACUAAAACAAUAACAGGCACAAACAAAUAAACAAUCGUAUGCAAAAAUUAUGAACAGUCGUCGAAGUGCGGAAGUGUGAAAAGUUUGCGCAAUAAAAUUGACAAUAAAAUCGACAAAAAAAAUCAAAGCAAAAGCGACCGUCCCAUAAAAGAUCGCCGACUCAUGCGAUUUACGUGUAUAUCUACAUAUAUAUAUUCACAGCAAAUAAUUUUUAUUUGUCAAAUUGUUUGCGCGUUAAAUUUCGUCAACGUGCGCAGAAAUCAAGAGUGAAACAAACCGAGUGGCAAAAUCCUUAACAUUUCGUAUACGCCACGUGUUCGCAGUCAGCAAAACCAACAGAAGUAGAGAUUUAUUUCGGCUAGGUGUUAAAUGCGUUUACAUAUCUCUGACGCGGCAAUUGCCGCCUUCUUUAGUACAGCGAAAUAUAAGUAAAUGUGAAAGUGCCGAGAUUCGCAUUAUUUCUGCGUAGGUGAACACAAUUAUCAGAGCUCUCAAAAAGAGGGGCGGGAGCGCAGCAUGCGCUUGUGGAAAAAUCGAUCCAAAAUGCGAAUAGCCGCAGUUGGCCGGGUGCCCAUCAGCACCACCAUUACCAGGAACACCACCAGGAGCACUAACGGAGCAACACAUAGCUCCAAGCCGCUGGCACAGCUACUUAUUGGCGGCAUUCUCUACAUGACAAUUGCAUCGCAUCCACAGAUGAGAGCAGCGGCCACAGCCACCGCCCCAGCCACAGCCGCUGCCACAGCCACGGCCAGCGGCAGUUUCGAUGAGAGCGGCGUGGACACGUCCUCGUCGGCGGCUGUUGGUUUCCCGGCUCAAGUGUCGUCCUUGCUGCCCGAGGUCGGCGCCCUGUCGGCGACCGGUGCCCUGGUGGAGCCCUAUCUGGAUGGCUAUGCCACAUCGAAUGUGACCACGCAGAUUGGCACCCAUGCCUAUCUGCCGUGUCGGGUUAAACAGCUUGGUAACAAGUCCGUAUCCUGGAUUCGUUUACGUGAUGGCCACAUACUCACGGUCGACAGAGCUGUGUUCAUUGCGGAUCAGCGCUUUCUGGCGCUCAAACAGCCAGAUAAAUGCUGGACGCUGCAAAUCAAAUAUGUUCAGGCGCGGGAUGCGGGCACCUACGAGUGCCAGGUCUCCACGGAACCCAAAGUGAGCGCGCGCGUGCAGCUGCAAGUUGUUGUUCCUCGCACCGAAAUACUCGGCGAACCGGAUCGCUAUGUCAAAGCCGGCAGCAAUGUGGUCUUACGCUGCAUUGUGCGCGGCGCCUUGGAGCCGCCAACGUUCAUCAUGUGGUACCAUGGAGCCGAGCAACUGGCUGCGGAUUCGCGUCGCCAUCGUACGCAAUUGGAUCCGAAUCUGCCAGAGGCCAGCGGUGAGGGUCAGAGCACGAUCGGCUCAUUAAUCAUCGAGUCGGCCAAGAAGCGUGACACUGGCAAUUACACUUGUAGCCCGUCAAACAGUCCCAGUGCGACGGUAACGCUCAACAUUAUAAAUGGGGAAUCAUCGGCAUCGGCUGUGACGUCAUCCGCACCCAUCACACGUGCGUACACACUGGGCAUCCUGGCAUUGCUCCUCAGCGUUAUUCUGAUAGGGGCAGGACAUCGCACAUGACAAGUUGAGGCUGGAAGCAAACAACAACCGAUAUAAGCUAAAACGAAAAGUAGCAGCAGCUACGGUUUGAAGCAAAAAUAAUAAGUGCAGCCAACAGAAAUCAUAAAUAAAUAAAAUGCAAAAUCCAGCAGUAAACUAUGCCAUACAAAAAUAUUAAAACAAAGUGCAUGUUGUAAGCUAGUUGAUUUUAUCUGCUAACUAAUAUAAUAAGCAUAAAAAAAAUUACACACGACCCAGAAAAACUGCAGAGGAAACGAAACAAAAAAAAAGUGUUUGACAAGUUAAAAAAUGCAACUAAAUUGUAAGUACUACAAGCUCUAAGCAACUAGUCAUAAAACCUUAGAGCUAAGACAAAAAUAUAAUACCUACAUGCAUGCAUUUAUAUAUAUUUAACUGAUGUGACAUUCGGUUGUCGUCUUUGUGUAUUGGCAAAUAUGAGUCUAUGUGUAUGUGUGUGUUUGCAUAAAUGCAUAAAAGUAAAUAUUUACGCAACAUCAUAUGAAAUUGCAUCGGAUAUUCUUAUCAGCCAGUGCAUGGCUUUGUGGACAGACAACGACUCCAGUUGCAAUCGAAUAAAAAAUAAAAUUUGAUAUUUGGCCAUGCAGUUGGACAACAGAAAUGAAUUUUCAUUGCAAAAUAUUUACGAGUAUGGCCAAGAGGAACAGAGAGCGGGAGGCCCGCUGCAUUAUUCAAAAGGCCAUCAAAUGGCCUUUGUGCUGUUUGUCUUAAAGAGAAUUUGCUGCAUUCCAAUUGAAAAAUUUGACAACUGAAACACAGUGAAUUUUUAUUAGACACAAAUAUAUUCAACUAAACUUUCGAAUUGAUUGAAACCUGUUCAGCAAAAUUAUUAAGAAAAAGUUGUAGUGAAAUAUACUGCAUUUUAAAUGCUUUUUCAUACAAUGCAACUGCAUUCCUAAUGUUUUAUAAAUAUCAUUUAACUUUGCUUUGUCGUAAAUCCAACGUUAUUUACAUGUGUUCUGUUCCAUAACUCAACUCAAUUUAUGUUUUGUUUGCCAGGUCAUAAAUACUUACAAUAUUUUGCAAACGUGCAAUAAAACUCAAAAAUUAACAUAAACAAAGAAUAUACAAUUUAAUAGAUAACAUUUUCAAAAUAAUUGAUUGUGAGACUCGCAUCAAUUUGUUCGUUAGCAUUAAGGUUCAACUGUAUAUACAACUGUAUUGUGGAAUGUAAAACUAGCAUGUAAAUUAAUUGAUUAUACACAUAUAAAAGCAUAUUUAAAAUAUCAUACAUACAUACGCAUAUAUGGCACACGAAGAUUUAUGCGCAGAGUAUUCAAAUUGCAUUUAAAAGGUCACGAAAAAACAACUCGCAAAGUUAAUUGAGUAAAAAGUUCAUUGUGCAAAAGCAGACGAGUUGCAUAAAUUCAUAUUUCUUUAUACACUCAACGCCAUUUGAUAAUUAUGAGAGUCAAGGCAUAGACAAAAAAAAUUUAUAAUAAUAUACGAAAAUGUAAUAACAAUUUAAUUGCGACAACAGAAAGCCAUAAAAUUACCCAGUUUAAUACAAACAAAAAAGUCGUAAGCGUUGUCUUUCAAUUGGAUUUUUUUCAGAGCGCAGCAAUUGCAAUUAAGUUGAGUACCAAAACGAGAGCCAAAUGCAAAAAAGCCAAAAAGUUUAUACGCAGACAAAACAAAAAGUGCUUAAUUGCAAUUAGUCGCUGUGCCAGAACUUAAAGUCCAAAUAAUCGAAUGUACAUUAAUUAUUUUCAAUAUAAAUAAAUGCACAUAUACACACGUGUGUGUGUGUGUGUGUGUGUACGUGUAUGUGCAUAUGUAUAUGGGCGUCACGGGGCGUAUGAGUGACCUGUCGGUCAUUAAUAAAAUCCAACCACAAGCAGCUGCGACUAAAUGAGGCAACAACACUGUGGUCAACAGCCUGUGGCGCCACACAAUUUCCUUUUCCUUUUAUUCUUUUUUUCUCUCGGCAAAUAAUCACGCAUCAAAUGUUUGCGGUCUCUGCGGUCAGCCGUCUUUGAGCUGCAGCAAACAAGUUUAAAACUUUUAACCCGUCCGUGUUUUUUAUUUCGAACAGCAAUCUGCUUUAUUAAGCCCCCAACCCCCUUUAAUUCCCACAUAUAGUUAAACUAUUUAAUCCAACAAACGUUUUAAUGUUGAGCCAUGAAUUUUAGCCCGUAAGUCGAUAGUCGUAUGAAUAGCGAUAUAAUACUAUAAAACGAAAUCAAAAUACAUUUCUAAGUCUUUAAGUGUUUUUUCAUAAAACUAAUUAAAGCGUGACCCAGCCUGGUCGCAGUUACUUAUUUAAACUAAACCCUUAAUAAUCGUAAAAACGCAAAGUAAUCGAAGCAAGGCAAAUGGAAAAUAGAAAUAAAACUAACUAAACUGAUAACUGAAUACGUUUCAGUGCAUUAGCAAAAUGUUAAACUACUUAAUUGUAAAUAUAUACAUAUAUAUAUAUAUAUAUAUAUAUAUACUUAUAUUUAUCUGUCUACAUAUGCCAUAUUGAAAGCAAGUGCAUAAUACAAAGAUACAUUUUUAAACAUACAUAUACAUUAUACAUAUACAUAUGCAGUUAUAGCGAAACUAAUGUUAAGUACCAACUAAUAACAACAAAAACAACAAGAACAACGUACUUAUAUGUAAACGAAAAUAAACUAUGUGAAAACUCUCAACGGAGAAAAUUUAUUGAAUUAAAUAAA
Messenger RNA from Drosophila virilis, 5021 nucleotides. RefSeq names its product defective proboscis extension response 11 (gene dpr11). Gene Ontology annotation, biological process: synapse organization. Lineage: Eukaryota; Metazoa; Arthropoda; Insecta; Diptera; Drosophilidae. Gene Ontology annotation, cellular component: neuron projection membrane. The record is from RefSeq and is a predicted model, not a curated record.